CUAUAGUGUCAAAGCUGAAUGUAUUGUAAAGUGCAGAAACAAUUCUUAUCGCUAAGUUCAUCGUUUGUUCGAUCGCAGCUCGAAAUCGUCCGGAAUGGAUUCAAGGGGUCAACAUUUUAGCGCCUUCGAGCACUACAGUCUGCUGACGGCGUCCGUUCCAUCGUCUGGCGGUGCAAAACACACGAGCAAAACAACUUCCGUAAACGGCAUUUCCCCAAUAUCUCGAAGGAUGAGGCCACGUAUCGAAAACUCCAUCGGCGACGAUGCCAUGGAAAGUUGUGGAUAUCUGAAGUUUACCGACGACAACAUGAAGUCCAACUUUUUGCAGAGCCUUAGCACGAUGCGCAAAAAUCGUCUUUUUUGCGAUGUGGUUCUACUGGUGGAAAAUACUGAAAUCCAUGCGCAUCGCAAUGUGCUUGCCUGUGUUUCGCCCCAGCUGAUGGAGCUGUUCAGCACGGAUGCGGGUACACUGAACGGUGGACCAACCGCUGCCAGUGAUGCCAAGCUGCCGUGCUAUCGGCUGAACGGGCAGAUCACGAAGCACGGUCUGAUGUAUCUGGUCGAGUAUGCCUACACCGGAUCAUUGGAAGUGCCCGAUGAGAUGAUCCGCGAUGUCUAUCUCGCUGCCUGGCAGCUGAAGAUCGAUAGUGUGGUGAAGGAGUGCGCCCGCCAUCUCGUGAGCGAGCUGGAACCGGACAUCUGCAUCGAGACACGUUCCCUGCCCGGUAUCGAACGGAACCGACGCUUCGUGCAGGAGGUGGAUGCUUACAUUGCGAAACACUUUCAUCUCGUAUCGGAGACGGCCGGCUUUCUGCAGCUGCCCUGCGUCCUGAUCGAGGUCCUGUACCAGACACGUCAGGAAAUGUCGCUGGUGGCGGAAUGUUCUCUCGGUCGGCUCGUUAUUGAUUGGAUUCGUCGGCAAAUGACAGAGGAGGAUAUAUCGGUGUCCUCACUGCUAGAACGGUCUCAUAUGCUGUACUUGGCGCUCGAUAAUUCUCUACAGGAUUGUGCCGAUCUGCCGCCGGGACAGGAAUCGGAGAGUGAUCUAGUGCAGGAUUAUAAGCGACUGGUGCUAAAGUGUCCAAGCAAUAAGAAGCACCGCAAAGCACUGAAAACUCCGGGCCGGCCACGGAUGAUUCUGUACAGCCGGGAUAUUGGCGAUCGUAGCGAUGCCAUGGAUGCUGCCGCAACGGAAAUGGAUUGGAGUUUGGUUGGCUGCAGUAAGCUUUCUGAUCACUCGUACGUUGCGCUUGUUACACUGAACGGCAACCUGGCUCGUUUAUCAAUUCAGCUGCGGUUGAACAUCCCGACCACACCCUCACCGAUUAAUACGCCCGAUGUAAUGAGUACCAGUGUGAGCCGGGACGAAGAUUUGGACGAAUGCCAACAGCCGGAACUGUUUUGCGAGGUUGCAACCAUGUCCGGACCCAAAUGUGGUCUCGGUGUAGCCGAACUUGAAGGUAAGCUGUUCGUCUGUGGUGGAUACGAUCGUGCCGAGUGUCUGCGAUCGGUAGAAUCAUACUGUCCGGAAACAAACAGCUGGACACAGCAAUCUAACAUGGGCGAAGCACGUGGCCGCGUCCAGAUAGCUGUUAUCGAAGGGACAGUAUAUGCGGUCGGUGGCUGUAAUGGUACGACGGAGCUUGACUCGGUCGAGUAUCUUUCGAAAGCGGAACGGAAGUGGAAGAAAAUGUGCAAACUACCUCUCGCCCGGAGUAAUGCCGGUGUGUGUGCGUUGAAUGGCAAAAUCUACUGCAUCGGUGGCUGGAAUGGGCAGAGUGGCAUCAAGCAGUGCGAUGUGCUGAAGCCGGAAGAGAAUCGAUGGUUUUCGAUUGCUCCGCUAAAUACGGGACGGUAUCAGGCUGGCGUUACGGCGUACGGUGGCAAGCUGUGGGUAGUCGGCGGAAGCGAUGCGUGGAACUGUCUCGGUUCGGUGGAGGUGUACGAUGUGGAAGCCAAUCAAUGGAAUCUUGGGCCAUCACUUUUAACGGCUAGACGAGGCUGUGGGUUGGCCGAGUACAAUGGCAAACUGUACGCCGUAGGAGGCAGCGAUGGUACCCAUUCACUGAACACGACCGAAUGUUAUGACGAGGAAAGCAAAUGUUGGAUCGCUGGGCCUAACCUAACAUCGCCGCGCUCAAACGUCUCGGUUGCGGUGGUGCAGAACCGGUUGUACGCGAUCGGUGGUUUCUCUGGUAAGACGUUCCUCAGCACGGUCGAAUAUCUGGACGGUGCAACGAACGAGUGGACUACCUUCGUACCUCAAACGAGCGCCAACAUUGAUUCGUUGCUUGAGAAUUCGCUACGAGCGGCUCUGCAGAAUGUGCGAUCAUCAUCGUCGACCUCUUCCUCGCCGGAUCAUCUAAGCGGCAACGGUGGGGGACACGAAAACACCUUCAAACCGAUAGAAACCGCCCUAAAUAACGAAUACAACCGGCAACAGCAUUCGCCAAAGGCAAUCGGUGGCGGAAAGCAAGAUAUUCUUUUCAACACGGUGCCAAACAGCGCCAAAACGGCUCUCCUAGAUGAGCAGGACGACCAUGACAGCGGGGACCUGAACAGCAAGACCGGCAACCAAGCGACCAAGACGGCGCAGGAGAACAGUAUUAGCCUGCUGCAGCAGCUCGCAGCCAACAAGUGUACGGAGAUAGCGACUGCCGGUAAUCAUUCCAGCUAACCGACGCUGGCAGCUACCGGUUUGCUG
Anopheles maculipalpis is the source of this 2704-nucleotide messenger RNA. RefSeq names its product influenza virus NS1A-binding protein-like. Bases 95 to 2677 code for a protein of 860 amino acids. The transcript is spliced from 9 exons. The record is from RefSeq and is a predicted model, not a curated record. Lineage: Eukaryota; Metazoa; Arthropoda; Insecta; Diptera; Culicidae. Gene Ontology annotation, molecular function: protein binding.